Cydia fagiglandana is the source of this 2432-nucleotide messenger RNA. RefSeq names its product nudC domain-containing protein 1. Bases 56 to 1777 code for a protein of 573 amino acids. Lineage: Eukaryota; Metazoa; Arthropoda; Insecta; Lepidoptera; Tortricidae. The transcript has 3 exons. The record is from RefSeq and is a predicted model, not a curated record.
AUGUGCAAACAAUCGGCAUUUCAGCUACAUUUAUUUUAACGAGAAAACUAUCGCAAUGCCUUCGAGUUUAGUUGACCUGCGGCCGGACCGUCGUCUAUUGGACCACGAGUUCGAAGGUUACAAGCUUAACCUGCAGGCGUUGCCUCACUACAGCCACGAGCUAACGACGCGCGUAGACCGUGUAUUCCCCGACGACGUCCAGUACUCUUUCAUUCACGCGAAGCUCUUCGCACUUCAUAACCACCUGGUAGCGGAUAAGUGGGAUUACACGCACAGCUUCUACUACAUAGAUGAGAAACAGCAAGUUAGGCAUAUCAGUUUCGAUAACGCUAAUCUAACGUUUCAAAACACCGUUGUUUACGAUGUUCCGGCUCAUGUGGAGCGGAAAUCUGGUCAUUUUAACCUGUGCCUGUCGUUCCCCUCGAGUACUUUGGCUUUGGUGAGUGACGGGACAGGGUACUUGCAUAUAGUUGACACGCGCGCUCGCAGCAGACCAUCCGAACGUAAUGCACAAUGGCAAACGCAGCAAUCAAGUCUCAUCUUGGGCGAAGAUAAAUAUUUCAUAAUUGUAGACUCCAGAAUUGUAGAGAAAAACAAUACGGAAAUCUUACACUGUCUCUUACAGUCUGUAAAGCAGAAUGAGGCUCAGUUUGACUCUGUUUUGACAUGGGUCACUUUUAAGUUUGACAUGGAUAACUCAACCUGGAAUCAAAUGAGCUUUAGACAAGUGCAAGGCAAAGGCAUUGUACAUUAUGCCGCGUUGGAGAGUUUGUGUUCGGCUAUCUACGUAGCUUCAGAUCAUCUAUUCAAAUUUACAAAAGACUCUGAAAAGGAAAUAGUAGAAAAAAAGGAAGAGAUCAAAACAAUAUUGUACACUUGGCUGCAAACAUCAGAAGAUAUAACUAUUACGUUGAAAUUGGAAGAUAAUUUUGACAAGAAGCUUUUCCGAGUAGAUGUUGGUCCGUUGGAAGUUAAAAUAAGCUAUGGGGGUAAAGAGUUUGUGAGUGGGCGGCUAUGGAACAGAGUGGACAGCGAGUUGACUACCUGGAAUGUACAAGACAAUGGGCAAGUUAAUGUAUUGUUGACAAAGUCUGACAGCAUGUUGUGGGACAACCUCAUUGAGGGUGGUGAUAAUAAGGGUGAACAGAUUAUGGACGAGAGUCUGAUCGAGGAGGCACAUCGCAGACUGUCACAUCUGUGCUCCGAGACGGAGGUGACAUCUGUUGAACAGUCUGCUCCAGGGCUCUCCACACAAGAGUUGGAGGAGUGUGAUGCAGCAUCCGAGGAGGACACAGUGCUAGUUCGCUUAGACACCAACCACGAGACCACCCACCGCGUGCCGCUGAGCGUUAACCGCUACCUGUUCAGCCUCACCAUCGACCCGCAACAGUCGCCCGCCAUCGUCCUGCGCCACGACGUGGACGCCUGCAUCUGGCAACCUUACCCUACCGACAACCGACCCUUUCUCAUCCACGAGGGAACUCUAAUGGCCUUCGGAUACAUACAGUCUUCCAAAACGAAUAGGAAAUUCAUCACUUGCCCUCCUAACUUAUCUUAUGGGGUUGUAUGCGAGAGCUCGAGGCAUAUUUUCGUGUAUCAGCAUAGGAAUAGUGGGCAGUUGAGGAAUAGGAGUGGGGGGGUGAAUAGGUUGGUGAAAGUGGGGCAGCAGAACGUGUUUAACGUGGAGAGGUUCGGUGAGGUGGUGGGGAUAGAGGCGACGAAUGAUUAUUUGUUUGUUUUGACUGAGAGUUCUUUGGUGGCCAUUGGUAUUCAGUAGGGCUUAAAUACCGGAAUUUCGUGAUCCUGGAAUACGGAUCGAUGUUUACGAUAUCUAUUGAGAUAUCGUAAACAUCGAUCCGUAAUUCAGGAUCACGGACCGGAAUUAUAAGAGGAUCAAGAUCGUAAUUCCGGUAUUGAACUAUUUUAGUUUCUUUUUGUAAAAAUUAUGAUGGAAUUAAGUAAGAAAUAUGAAGAAGACGAUUGUUGGUAUACAGGCAUAUAGUACGAUAUAUCGACCACAUGUCAUAUAUGUCAAUAAAAUUUCAACUACAAGAGUUUCGAUUUAAGGUUCGACUUGACUUCCAAUUUAAACUUUCGCAAAAUGUGACUUAUCGUCAAAUGAUUCACUAAAACGUAACUAGUUGGGAUAUAUUUCGAUUCUGUGGGAAAAUCUUUAAGAUUAGUGCGGCCUGGAAUAGGGCUAAUUCCGGUAUUGAGGACCACUAUCGGAUUUCAAUACCGACAUUGGAAGUCCUAUUUUUAAGAGAUGAUCAAUUCUAUUAACUAUUACCCAAUUAAAAUAAGGUUUAUGGGGCAUACAUCAUAUGUACAUAUUGACCCUUUAAACGCAACGCCUAUCGUGCGCGGCGCGUCAUCGUGAACCUAGUCGGUAUGCACGAAGGCUGAUAUCGGGCUGUGGCCGCGCGGUUGAC